Molecule: messenger RNA, 2497 nt
Organism: Menidia menidia (Atlantic silverside)
Lineage: Eukaryota; Metazoa; Chordata; Actinopteri; Atheriniformes; Atherinopsidae
Source: the annotation of a GenBank genome assembly
GCAGCUUCAUCGCGCCAUCAUUUGCACAUCGCUGCUAGUGGCCGGCAGGGUGGGACUUUUGUUCCCAUGGUAGCGAUGACAGAACAGAUGGCGAGGUUGCCUGUUUGGGCAACAACAGUCGAUGUCAGGCGUGUUCCAGUCCAGCUGACCUGCGCGGGGGGCAGCUGUUCGUCUCUGGACGCUGCGCGCUGCUGCCUCUUUCACUUCUGAAGCAUCAUUGUGUUCCCGAGCAGCUCCCGGAGUCCAGCGGAUACUACAGCCACCUGGGUGUGUUUUCCACAGGUUUUUCCGGUUAACUGAACUGCUUUUUUUUUUUUUAAUGCCCCAAAACAUAAACGGCACCCCUCACGCAUCCUCCUCGAGCUGCGGAUACUUGCUGGUGCCUGCAGCAUUCUUGCGUAUCCGGAGGAGCCAGUGCUUCAUAGUGAAUGGCAAGGAAUGUCCUCGUUUAUGUGUAUGUGAGAUCCGCCCUUGGUUCACCCCUCAAUCGACCUACAAAGAAGCGCCUACAGUGGACUGCAAUGAUUUGAGGCUGGCACACAUCCCCACUAACCUGUCAGCAGACACCCAGGUGUUACUGCUUCAAAGCAACGCCAUCUCCCACACCAGCGGAGAGCUACAGGCCUUGUUCAACUUAACAGAGCUGGACCUAUCCCAGAACAACUUCACCAAGGUAGAAGCAGUCGGCCUCAGAAAUAUGAACCAUCUGACCACCUUGCACCUAGAGGAGAACCAGAUCAGUGAACUGCCAGACCAUUGUCUGGGAAACCUCUCCAGCCUCCAGGAGCUCUACAUUAACCACAACCAGAUAAGCUCCAUCUCCCCUCGAGCAUUUGCAGGCCUGAGCAGCUUGUUGAGGUUGCAUCUCAACUCCAACAAGCUCCAUGUUAUUGACAGCCGUUGGUUUGAUGAAACACCUAAUCUUGAGAUCCUCAUGAUUGGAGAGAACCCAGUUAUUGGCCUCCUGGACAUGAACUUUAAGCCUUUGGGGAGCUUGAGGAGUCUAGUUCUGGCAGGCAUGGAUCUCACUGAUGUUCCAUCGAAUGCUUUUGUAGGUUUAGAUAACCUAGAGAGUAUUUCUUUCUAUGACAACAAACUAGUCAGAAUCCCUCAACUCUCCCUUCAAAAAGUUCCCAAUCUAAAGUUCUUGGAUCUAAACAAAAAUCCUGUUCACAAAAUUCAGGAAGGAGACUUUCGAAACAUGCUACAUCUUAAAGAGCUGGGCAUCAACAAUAUGAUGGAAUUAGUGUCUAUUGACCGCUAUGCUCUGGACAACUUACCAGAGCUGACUAAGCUGGAAGCCACCAACAACCCGAAGCUUUCUUAUGUCCACAGAUUAGCGUUUAGGGACAUGCCCUCUCUGGAGAGCCUGAUGCUCAACAAUAAUGGUCUUACUGGUCUUUACCAACAUGCUGUGGAGAUGUUGCCUAACCUACGGGAGAUCAGUAUUCACAGCAAUCCUUUGCGCUGUGAUUGUGUCAUUCAAUGGAUGAGCUCCAACAAAACCACUGUGCGCUUCAUGGAGCCUUUGGCCAUGUUGUGCAUCUCCCCACCAGAACUUAGAGGCCAGCGGGUUAGAGAAAUUAAGCUGCUGGAGUCACCUGAGCAGUGUCUUCCCCUCAUAUCCCACGACACCUUUCCAAGCCAUCUGAACCUUGAGCUGGGCAUGAGUGUCAGUCUAGAUUGCCGUGCAAUGGCUGAACCAGAACCUGAAAUCUACUGGGUGACUCCCCUAGGUAUCAAAAUAACAACAGACACUGUCUCAGAGCGCUAUCACCUGAGCAAUGAGGGGACUUUGAGGCUUUCUCAUGUGCAAGUGGAAGAUUCUGGUCGUUACACAUGCGUGGCACAGAACACGGAGGGUGCUGACACAUGGGUCGCUACCAUCCGCGUCAAUGGUACCCUUCUAGACAGUGCUCAGGUGAUGAAAAUCUUUGUCAAGCAAACGGAGUCUCAUUCCAUCCUUGUCUCCUGGAAAGUCAACUCCAAUGUCAUGUCCUCCAACCUGAAAUGGGCCUCAGCUACGAUGAAAAUCGACAACCCACACAUCACCUACACGGCUCGCGUUCCUGUAGACGUCCAUGAGUACAACCUCACGCACCUUCAGCCUGCCACUGAGUACGAGGUAUGCCUCACAGUCUCCAACGUUCACUUACAGACGCACAAGUCUUGCGUCAAUGUGACGACACGCGGCGCUACGUUCGCACUCGACCUGUCAGACCAGCACCCGAGUGUGGCUGUGCUGGCAGUCAUGUCGACUAUGUUGGCCUUCCUCAGUCUGGCCACCGUGGGAAUCUUCAUCACUCGCAGGUGGAAGAGAAAAAAUUACCACCACUCCCUGAAGAAAUACAUGCUGAAGACUUCUUCCAUUCCCCUUAACGAGCUCUACCCUCCACUCAUUAACCUGUGGGAGGCUGAUGGAGACAAAGACAAAGAUGGGAGCACAGAGGGGAAACCUUCCCCUGUCGACACCACCCGUACUUAUUACAUGUGGUGA